Messenger RNA from Punica granatum (pomegranate), 980 nucleotides. The record is from RefSeq and is a predicted model, not a curated record. NCBI's taxonomy places the organism in Eukaryota, Viridiplantae, Streptophyta, Magnoliopsida, Myrtales, Lythraceae.
AAAAGACAAACUUUAUUCCUCUGGCUUCCUCCUCUCGCCCCUUAUACCUCCUGCCGCGGCAGCUCACUCUCUCCUUCCUUGCUUUCUACUAUCAAAACCUGGGCGAGGUUCCAAAGUUGCCCGCUUUCUCACGCUCCAAUCUUUGCGUCAGAUCUUGUCCUCCAAAAUGUUCCUGAACGUGCAGCUUCCGUGGAAUGUUAUAAUCCCGGCAGAGAACCUCGAUGCAAAGGGGCUAAUGCUGCAGAGAUCCAUUAUCAUCCGCCUCUUGGAUGAGUUUGCUAGCAAGAAGGCCACCAAGGAACUUGGGUACUACUUUGCUCUGACAACUCUGGACAGCAUUGGGGAGGGUAAGGUAAGGCAGCACACAGGUGAUAUCCUAUUCCCUGUGGUGUUCCAUGGGAUCACCUUCAACCUCUUCCGAGGGGAAAUCAUAGAGGGGGUUGUGCACAAGGUACUGAAGCACGGGGUCUUCUUGAGGUGUGGGCCCAUGGAGCACAUCUACCUGUCCAGCACUAAGAUGCCCGACUACAGAUACGUUCCCGGGGAGAACCCGGUUUUCCUGAACGAGAAGCUGUCAAAGAUUGGGAAGGAUGUGGUGGUCCGUGUCAUCGUGCUGGCGACAAUGUGGCUGGAGGUGGAGAGAGAAUUCCGUGCACUGGUGAGCUUGGAAGGCGAUUUCCUAGGACCGGUUUCGUCGUUUUAGAACAUCUGCAUCAGCUAUGCCCCCAGUAAUCACUAGGAAAGGUUAGGACUGCUGAAUGAGAUUAACCCUGGGACUCUUAUAGUUGGAGAUUUACUUUAGCUUCCAUUUUGUUAAUACCAAUCAAAUGGACCCUUUAUCUUUUCCGAUCUAGGGACAUUGAUACCUUUCUAACAAUUGCCUAAUGCUUGAGAUGAUUCGGGAUGUCUGGCUAACUUUGAUGUGUCCAGCAACAGCUAAUCGAUUCAAAAAAAUGAGCUGAUUACGUUUGUACUUGAUA